AUGUCGCGCCGAUCAGGGAUUCCUCACUCGAGAGAAGAAUUGCAGGGCUACUAUGAGCCCGUCAACGCUACUUGGACGGGUGUUGAAACACCGGCAUACCAAACCUCCUUCAUGGGAGUACCUCCAUCUCCUUAUUGCACUGAGCCUAUUGUCCCGCAUCCAGCCAUCCUCACGCCCAUCUCCCUCCCAGAUAGUUCGUUCCGUCCGAGCCCAGCACUCAGUCACCACUCCCAAGAAUAUGCAACCCAAGAUUAUCAGUAUAACAUCAACGAUCAAAUUCAACCACAGGGCUUGGGCAUCACGGCACAAUUCCCUAGCGAAUAUCCCCGGACAACGGCUCCGGUCGCUAACUAUGCCUACGCUCCAACUGACAUACCUUAUGGCAUGGGCUAUACGCCCAAUAUGUCGCCUUUGGCUCCAGCACCGAAGCGCAUGAAGCGCACUUCAUCAGAUAUGAGAACUCCAUCCCGCGACACUCGCACUCCCCUUAGCAUCCUACCCGACCCGGAAGGCGUGGAGCGCCUAGAGCGCGAGCGUAGCCAAAGCACGCCCGCUCCAGCACCAAUGCCGCCGAAGCCUCGUGCACCAGGUCGUGGCCGCCGAGACCCUAAUGCAGAAGAAGAAGAUGCUUUUGUUGAGGACUUGCGCGAGCAGAAUGUGUCAUGGAAGAGAGUGCGACAGAUGUUCUUCGAGCGGUUUAAUCAAGAUGCCAGCGAGGCGCGCCUGCAAAUGCGAUUAAAUCGUCGGCUCAAGCUUAAGCAACAUGCGCGCUGGGAUGAGAAGGAUGUUCAACUGCUGCUCUCCGCUUCCGAUAUGUGGGAGAUCGAGAGGUCCCAGUUCAUCGCUGAAAAAAUGAAAGAACUGGGCUCAACAAAAGGAUACACGCCCGAUCAAUGCAAAGCUAAACUACGACACCUCGAGGCUAAACAACGACACGCAACCUCGGGCAGCACAUCUCCUUCAGAAAUAUCCGAUCGAGGCGAAUCACCCCUUAAUCCUCCACCAACAUCACGGAAGCGAGCCCGCCAGGAAUUUGAAGAUUGA
Penicillium subrubescens is the source of this 1044-nucleotide messenger RNA. RefSeq lists its product as uncharacterized. Lineage: Eukaryota; Fungi; Ascomycota; Eurotiomycetes; Eurotiales; Aspergillaceae. The coding region runs from base 1 to 1044 and encodes 347 amino acids. The record is from RefSeq and is a predicted model, not a curated record. The transcript is spliced from 4 exons.